This is a messenger RNA of Dioscorea cayenensis subsp. rotundata (Guinea yam), 1383 nucleotides long. Its product is annotated as probable tetraacyldisaccharide 4'-kinase, mitochondrial. Gene Ontology annotation, molecular function: lipid-A 4'-kinase activity; ATP binding. Lineage: Eukaryota; Viridiplantae; Streptophyta; Magnoliopsida; Dioscoreales; Dioscoreaceae. The record is from RefSeq and is a predicted model, not a curated record. Gene Ontology annotation, biological process: lipid A biosynthetic process.
CUAAUUAGUGUUACGUGGAUUUGGGCCAUGAGGAUCCGAUAAGGCAUAAUGGAUGAUCCGUUACGAGGAAUCCGACAAGCUCGAGCUCCCGCUUCGCGAAUCCAUGGAGAGACUUCGGAAGCUGGUGGCGCUAAUGGCGAUCACCCCCGAUUCCCGUCUCUCCGAGCUCCCCUUCCAUCAGCGCGGCCUCUUAGUCCCGGUUUUCUCCUUCGCUUCCUCUCUGUAUGGCCUCUCCCUCUCUCUUCGCCAUCGUCUCUUCCUCUCCUCCCACCUCCCAACUCACAGGUUGCCGGUUCCAGUUAUCAGCGUCGGCAAUCUCACUUGGGGAGGUAAUGGGAAGACACCAAUGGUGGAGUUCAUCGCUUCCUUCUUCGAUGAAAUCGGGAUUCCUCCUCUCGUCCUCACCAGAGGCUAUGGUGGUGGCGACGAAGUGAAGAUGCUAAAAAGUCAUCUUUUGCCAACUUCUGCAAGAAUUGGAGCAGGAUCCAAUAGGAAAGCCAUUGCUGAUUCCUUGUUUGAAAGAUAUGGUUUUAUGGAUGCCAAGUUGCUCUUAGAGAAACUCUCUUGGUCUUGCAAGUCUGGAAGUAGUUCAGUAGAUGAAAAGAUUGGUGUUGUGGUUCUGGACGAUGGGAUGCAGCACUGGAGUUUGUUCCGUGAUGUGGAGAUUGUUAUGGUGAAUGGAUUGAUGCCAUGGGGGAACAACCACUUGAUCCCUCGUGGGCCAUUGAGGGAGCCAUUGACAGCUCUUAGCCGAGCAGAUGUUGUGGUUGUUCAUCAUGCUGAUUUGGUAUCUGAUACCGAACUAGAAAACGUUAAGUCGACAAUAAGGAAAGUCUCUGCAUCCAUUCCCAUUUUCUUUAGCAGAUUGUCUCCAUCAUAUUUUUUUGAAAUCAAGAAUUACUCUAACAAAUUACCAUUAAGCGUGGUGCGUGGUAUGGUGGUCUUAUGUGUUUCUGCAAUUGGUUUCCCAGAUGCCUUUGUACAAGGACUUUGCAAGCUGGGACCAUUGCAUGUUGAUAGGUUGGACUUCUCAGAUCAUCAUCUUAUGGAAUCUAAUGACAUUGCGCUAGUCACAGAGAAAGUUCAAAUGCUUGAGAAUGAGUUCAAGGUCAAAGCAGUCAUUGUAAUGACCGAGAAGGACUAUUACCGUGAUCCAGUAAUUCUCAAACAGCUCCAUGAUUCCAAAGUGUUCAUCCUCUGUUCCUCUCUUCAAUUCUUGCCUUCCAAUGAACAGUCCACACGGGAUUUCACAAGGAAACUGAGAAAGCUACUUCAGAACAAAAUAGAAUUUCAAUAAACUGUCAUAUCAUAUGCCAACCCAACCAUUUUCUGAUGUAUUUUGAUAUGAUAAAUUGAAAACUCACAUUCUUAAAUAUUAAAAUA